AUGGCCAAGUUGGUAAGGCACCUCACUAGUAAUGAGGAGAUCGUCAGUUCGAAUCUGGCUGAAGGCAUUUUUUUUGCUGCGAAACCACUUCAAAUAUUACAUAUACUUGAUAUUGAUACAGUUAUGGUAAAGGGUUUGACAGGACUUUCAUUUAUCCUGACCCCAACUGCUUAA
Molecule: messenger RNA, 174 nt
Organism: Debaryomyces tyrocola
Lineage: Eukaryota; Fungi; Ascomycota; Pichiomycetes; Serinales; Debaryomycetaceae
Source: the annotation of a GenBank genome assembly